Messenger RNA from Ctenopharyngodon idella (grass carp), 1910 nucleotides. RefSeq names its product chymotrypsin-like protease CTRL-1. Bases 113 to 895 code for a protein of 260 amino acids. Gene Ontology annotation, molecular function: serine-type endopeptidase activity. Lineage: Eukaryota; Metazoa; Chordata; Actinopteri; Cypriniformes; Xenocyprididae. Gene Ontology annotation, biological process: proteolysis. The record is from RefSeq and is a predicted model, not a curated record. The transcript has 7 exons.
GCUGGGAUGGACCUCCAUCACUUCCCAGAUUUAGCAGCUGCUGUAAAUGAUAUAAAAGCAAGAGAGAGCACCUACAGAUACAACAGUGAGACAUCACAAGCUCAUCUACAUCAUGAUCUUCACCAUCACCUGCCUUGCCCUGGUGGCCUCUGCUCUGGGUUGUGGAGUGCCACAGAUUAAGCCACAGACGAUUGGCAGCAGGAUUGUGAACGGACAGAAUGCCAUCUCUGGUUCUUGGCCCUGGCAGGUCUCUCUCCAGCUGCCCAACGGAUUCCACUUCUGCGGUGGAUCCCUGAUCAACCAGAACUGGGUUCUCACUGCUGCUCACUGUGGUGUCGUGGUCGGCUAUCAUCGUGUCAUUCUUGGAGAACAUGAUCGUGGCUCCAGUGUUGAACCCAUCCAGGUCAAACUCGUUUCCAAGGUCAUCACCCAUCCGCUCUACAGCAGCACGACAUUCAACAAUGACAUUGCGUUGCUGAAACUUGCGUCUCCAGUUGUCUUCACUCCCCGUAUCUCUCCUGUAUGUCUGGCUCCAUCAACCAUCAACAUCCUGCCUGGAACCCGCUGCUUCACCACUGGAUGGGGCAAAACUGCCACCACAUCGAGUCCUCUGAUCCUGCAGCAAACAGGUCUGCCCAUCACGAGUCCUGCUGUGUGCAGGCAGAUCUGGGGUCAGAGCAGAAUCACUGAUGCCAUGAUCUGUGCUGGAGCCUCUGGAUCCUCAUCUUGCCAGGGUGAUUCUGGUGGUCCUCUGGUGUGUGAGAGUAAAGGGGUCUGGUCUCUGGUGGGGUCUGUGUCCUGGGGCACCAGCACUUGUAACACUCUUUACCCAGUAGUAUACGCUCGCAUCUCCCAACUGCGCUCCUGGAUCGACAAGACUAUCGCUUCCAACUAGUGCGCCAGUCUGAGCAUUUACCCUUCAUAGGAGGCAAAAGCAGAUUUUACUCAUUAAUCUGUAUUGCAGUUGGUCCUUGUUGAUGGUCUUUUUGUUUCUGACUUUUGGUCUUGUGUCAGUCUGGGCUCCAGUGACCUGUCUGUUAUGUUACUGUUUUGUUUUUGCUUCAUGUUACAUGUUACAGUUUUAUACAAAUAAUGACAAAUUUUCAAUAAAAUGAAAUGAAUACAAUAAAUUGUAAUGAGGAGUGUGUCUGAACUUAAAACAUAAGUUACCAUAAUCCACAUACAGUACUGCAAACAAAAUGAAAUGUUUGCCUUUAAAAGAAGUAGUUUUAAAAUAUAUAUUUAAAUUUUUAAACAGUGUUCCACUUUCACAGGAACAAAUGACAGACAACAGUGUUGCAAUAUUUGGGUUAUCAGAUGUUCUCACCUUUACAGACAAAUUAUUUGCCAAAGGUUAUGAAAUGCAGAUGAUGUUCUCUCACCACCAAACAUACAGGCAUGAGGACUGAUAAAGCCACAAAAAUUCCAUCUGAUCACAUGUUGAAAAUUUCUUUGGUAUUCACUUUUGUAGACAUGCCAAGAUGAUACAGAUCAAUCUGUUUAAUUUCUCUAUCCAUGGUGCUGAAACCUGUGUGAUGUCUUCUUUCAGAAGCCAAAGAGGUCCAGAUACAAACUGGAGAGAAACCUGUUGAAAAGGUUCCAUUAGAAUGUGACAAACUCUGAUGUUCCAUAUUCUUAUUCAAUCACUAAAAUUUCAGUCACAGCACAAGUCAUGUUCUCUUAUGUAAUGCUAAAUAAUUCUGAUUGCUAACAGAUUUAGCUGCACUUUUAUGAGCUCUACUUUUAUGACUGUCUGUUAAUCUACUGUAAGUGGAUGACUUUGUAAUACUCUGUUUUUCAGAUUUAUAAAAUUAGCUUAUGACAUAGUGUAUCGUCAUUUAUAAAUGACAAAGAUAAAACUGCAUUUCAAAUACAAUAAUAAUAUUCUACCAAAAAAAAAAAAAAAAACA